Molecule: messenger RNA, 2378 nt
Organism: Lemur catta (Ring-tailed lemur)
Lineage: Eukaryota; Metazoa; Chordata; Mammalia; Primates; Lemuridae
Gene: KLHL25
Product: kelch like family member 25
Exons: 3
Coding region: 202-1971 (589 amino acids)
Molecular function (GO): protein binding
Source: RefSeq, a predicted model, not a curated record
CGGAAGGCGGGGCGGGAAGGCCGGAGAAACUAGUUUGUUGGCGGCUGCUCGGCGGCAGCGCAGCGGGAGCGCGAUCCGAGCCGGGGCGAGCCGGCCGAUCGGGGCGGCGGCGGCUGGGACUGCAGAGCUCAACCGGGCGGCCAGGGGUGUCCGAGCGCGGCGGCGGGCCCGGGCGGUAGCGCCCCUAACGGCUGGCGCACCAUGUCAGUCAGCGUCCACGAGACCCGCAAGUCGCGGAGCAGCACGGGGUCCAUGAACGUCACCCUCUUCCACAAGGCCUCGCACCCAGACUGCGUGCUGGCCCACCUCAACAUGCUGCGCAAGCACUGCAUGUUCACAGACGUCACGCUCUGGGCAGGUGACCGAGCCUUCCCCUGCCACCGGGCUGUGCUGGCCGCCUCCAGCCGCUACUUCGAGGCCAUGUUCAGCCACGGCCUGCGGGAGAGCCGGGACGAUACGGUCAACUUCCAGGACAACCUGCACCCCGAGGUGCUGGAGCUGCUGCUGGACUUCGCCUACUCCUCGCGCAUUGCCAUCAACGAGGAGAAUGCCGAGUCGCUGCUGGAGGCCGGCGACAUGCUGCAGUUCCAUGACGUGCGGGACGCCGCCGCCGAGUUCCUGGAGAAGAACCUCUUUCCCUCCAACUGCCUGGGCAUGAUGCUCCUCUCGGACGCCCACCAGUGCCGCCGGCUCUACGAGUUCUCCUGGCGCAUGUGCCUGGUGCACUUCGAGACAGUGCGGCAGAGUGAGGACUUCAACAGCCUGUCCAAGGACACGCUGCUGGACCUCAUCUCGAGCGACGAGCUGGAGACUGAGGACGAGCGGGUGGUCUUCGAGGCCAUCCUGCAGUGGGUGAAGCAUGACCUCGAGCGGCGGAAGGCCCACCUGCCCGAGCUCCUGCGCAGUGUGCGGCUGGCCCUGCUGCCGUCCGACUGCCUGCAGGAGGCCGUCUCCGGCGAGGCCCUCCUCAUGGCGGACGAGCGCACCAAGCUCAUCAUAGACGAGGCCCUGCGCUGCAAGACCAGGAUCCUGCAGAACGACGGGGUGGUUACCAGCCCCUGCGCCCGGCCGCGCAAGGCGGGCCACACGCUGCUCAUCCUGGGGGGCCAGACCUUCAUGUGCGACAAGAUCUACCAGGUGGACCACAAGGCCAAAGAGAUCAUCCCCAAGGCAGACCUGCCCAGCCCCCGGAAGGAGUUCAGCGCCUCGGCAAUCGGCUGCAAGGUCUACGUGACGGGGGGCAGGGGCUCCGAGAACGGGGUCUCCAAGGACGUGUGGGUGUACGACACCGUGCACGAGGAGUGGUCCAAGGCGGCACCCAUGCUGAUCGCCCGCUUUGGCCAUGGCUCAGCCGAGCUGGAAAACUGCCUCUAUGUGGUGGGGGGACACACGUCCCUGGCGGGUGUCUUCCCGGCCUCACCUUCUGUCUCCCUGAAGCAAGUGGAGAAGUACGACCCCGGGGCCAACAAGUGGACGAUGGUGGCCCCGUUGAGGGAUGGUGUCAGCAAUGCCGCAGUGGUGAGUGCCAAGCUGAAGCUCUUUGUUUUCGGGGGGACCAGCAUCCACAGGGACAUGGUGUCCAAAGUCCAGUGCUACGACCCCUUGGAGAACCGGUGGACGAUCAAGGCUGAGUGUCCCCAGCCUUGGCGAUACACGGCCGCCGCCGUCCUGGGCAGCCAGAUCUUCAUCAUGGGAGGAGACACAGAAUUCACGGCCGCCUCGGCCUACCGCUUCGACUGCGAGACCAACCAGUGGACGCGCAUCGGGGACAUGACUGCCAAGCGCAUGUCCUGCCACGCCCUGGCUUCUGGCAACAAACUCUACGUGGUCGGGGGCUACUUUGGGACCCAGAGGUGUAAGACCCUGGACUGCUAUGACCCCACUUCGGACACAUGGAGCUGCAUCACCACAGUGCCCUACUCGCUCAUCCCCACGGCCUUCGUCAGCACCUGGAAGCACCUGCCCGCGUGAAGAGCACCUGCAGGGCCCAGCCAGACUCUGCGUGUUUGUCCCCUCCCCACGGCUGCGGCCCUCACUGUCACUGCGUGGCCUUGGCCCGCCUGCCGCGGCGCGAGCUCAGCCAGCCCUGGGCCAGCAUCUGAGGGGCUGCGGCGGCUCUGCCCGCUCUGGGAGCAGCAGCCUCGGCCGUUCCGAGCUUCGGAAGAGAAGCGUCUCGUGUGCCCGCGGAGGCCUCUUUAGCUUUGCAGUGGUUUGCGGGAGGAGAGGCCCUUCCAGAGGGGCACGGGCUGCCACCAGGACUGCUCCCUGGUCUCGGAGAGACGGACCCAGCUGCCGAGCCUCGAGGUCACCCGUGUCAGCACGUCCUGGCCUGGGGCCGGAGGGUCCUGGGAGUGGGAGCGGCACCAGCACUGCCCACG